Lactuca saligna is the source of this 321-nucleotide messenger RNA. The record is from the annotation of a GenBank genome assembly. Lineage: Eukaryota; Viridiplantae; Streptophyta; Magnoliopsida; Asterales; Asteraceae.
AUGGCUAGAGUUCAUUUGUCUAGAGCAAUGGCUGAAACCUUCUCAUGGUAUUGUUCGUUGUUCUUGGUGUCAAUGUUGGUUUUGAGUUGCUGUGAGUCGUUUGCUAAUGAGAAUGAAAGAAUGGUGAAUCGAGUUCAAAGAAGUGACGUGGGUUAUGGUCCUUGUGAUGAGAUAUAUGUGGUUCGUGAAGGAGAGACGUUGCAUAUGAUUGGUGAAAAAUGUGGGGAUCCUUAUAUUGUUGAAGAAAACCCGCAUAUUCAUGAUCCAGAUGACGUGUUUCCAGGACUUGUUAUCAAGAUUACGCCAUUCAAAAAUAGAUAA